Messenger RNA from Scleropages formosus (Asian bonytongue), 6107 nucleotides. RefSeq names its product ADAM metallopeptidase domain 19a (gene adam19a). Gene Ontology annotation, biological process: proteolysis. The record is from RefSeq and is a predicted model, not a curated record. Lineage: Eukaryota; Metazoa; Chordata; Actinopteri; Osteoglossiformes; Osteoglossidae. Gene Ontology annotation, molecular function: metalloendopeptidase activity. Bases 184 to 3045 code for a protein of 953 amino acids. The transcript has 24 exons.
GUGUCUGCGCACGCAAGGAGGAGGGUUAAGGGUGCGACUCAAUCUCGGGAGGCAUCCCGCCCGGCGCGCUCUUUGGGUUCCGAUCCAGAUCCACGCCGGGUUUUCGGGGAGCUCCGCUCCGUAGAGGCGGAGAGUGGAGAGGAGAGACGGGGAGACGGAAUAACGGUACUCAGAAGAACAGGGAUGUACAGCAAACACAGGCAGAAAAAGGCGCACAGCUCGACACCAUGCGCGGGCACCAUGCUCGUCACCGUGCUGCUCCUGUGCCUCCCUGCGGGCAGCGCGGGCGGACGCGUCGGGGAAGGGGAGCUCCGAGGACAAACCGUAGUGCCACGCUGGAUUUCUAGAGGCCGGGCUAGACGGGAGGCUGUGGCUCCACCACAGCAGGGCGCUUUCCCGGAGAGGGGAGAAGUUGUGCUCACAGCUGACGGGAGGGACCUACUGCUGCAGCUGGAGCGGAAUCAUAUGCUGCUGGGCCAGGAAUUCACAGAGACGCACUACACUGAGGAGGGCUUGCCCGUGACCCUCCGACCCAAUUAUACGGAGCACUGCUACUACCAUGGGCAUGUCUUUGGGCACUCAGACUCCUGGGUAGCGCUAAGCACCUGUUCUGGAAUCAGGGGCCUCAUUGUGUUGAACACGAACGACAGCUACUACAUUGAGCCAAACCAAGGGCUGGACUCUCUGCAUCAUACGAUCUACCACACAGAGCACCUGGCCAUCAAAGGGGGUACCUGCGGACACGGGCAUCAGACUGGAUAUCCGGGCCUCUUCUCCAGUCUCAUUAAACCUUUGCAUCAAAGGGUGAGACGCAACACAUGGGGCACCACCAAGUACAUGGAGCUCUACAUCGUGGCUGACAGUGCACUGUACAGACGUCAGAACAGAGACCUGGGCAAGACGAAGCAGCGCAUCAUGGAGAUCGCCAACUACGUCGAUAAGUUCUACAGGGCUCUGAACAUCCGAGUGCCACUCAUCGGCUUGGAGGUUUGGACCGACCGGGACCAGUGCAUUGUGAACGAGGAGCCCAAUGCCACUCUGUGGUCCUUCCUGCAGUGGAGGCAGAAGCUCAAAUCCCGCAGAAAGCACGACAAUGCCCAGCUGCUCACGGGAGUUAUUUUCAAGGGCACCACUAUUGGGAUGGCACCGCUGGAGGGCAUGUGCAGCCACGAGAACUCCGGAGGUAUCAACGUGGACCAUUCAGAGCUGCCUAUCGGGGCGGCAGCCACCAUGGCCCACGAAAUCGGGCACAACUUUGGCAUGAGUCACGACAACGAGGGCUGCUGUGUGGAGGCAACACCCGAGCAGGGUGGCUGUGUGAUGGCCGCCGCUACUGGGCACCCAUUUCCACGCGUCUUCAGCCGCUGCAGCAAGAGGGACCUGGACAGCUACUUCCAGAAGGGCGGUGGUAUGUGCCUUUUCAACAUGCCCAACAUGAAGGACCUAGUGGGGGGCCGACGCUGCGGGAACGGCUUUGUGGAGGAGGGCGAGGAGUGUGACUGCGGGGAGCCUGAGGAGUGCACCAACACCUGCUGCCACGCCAGUAACUGCACACUUAAGGAGGAUGCCCAGUGUGCCCAUGGGGUCUGCUGCGAAGACUGCAAGCUAAAGCAGGCGGGCACCAUGUGCAGGGGUCCGGCGGGGGCAUGUGACUUGCCCGAGUACUGCACGGGGGCAUCUCCCUACUGCCCCUCCAAUGUAUACCUGCUGGACGGCUCGCCCUGCCAAUACGGCCGUGCCUACUGCUACAACGGCAUGUGCCUGACUCACGAGCAGCAGUGCCUGCAGCUGUGGGGUUACGGGGCGCGACCGGCUCAUGACGCCUGCUUCGAAGACGUGAAUGCGGCAGGAAACGCCUUUGGGAACUGUGGCAAGGAUGGGCAGGGGAACUACAUGAAGUGUGACAAGAGCGAUGCUAAGUGUGGGAAGAUCCAGUGCCACAGCGCUGCCAAGAAGCCAAAGGGCACUAAUGCUGUGUCCAUUGACACAACCAUCCGCACCGACGGCAUGGAGGUCAAGUGCCGAGGCACCUAUGUCUAUACCACUCAGGACGGCCAGGGGGAUCUUCCUGACCCGGGGCUUGUCAUGACUGGGACCAAGUGUGGCGACGGGAAGGUGUGCCGGGACCGUCGCUGCCAGAAUGCGUCCUUCACCGAGCUGGAGGCCUGCAUCGCUCGCUGUCAUGGCCAUGGGGUGUGCAACAGCAACAGGAAUUGUCACUGCGAGCGUGGCUGGGCUCCUCCGUUCUGCGAGAAGCCAGGACUGGGGGGCAGCGUGGACAGUGGGCCUGUCCAGUAUGACAGUCAGCUCGGCUUGGUUGUGGGGCUGCUCUUUGCCUUCCUGGUGCUGCUGCCUGCCACCCUCCUCGUCUUUUACUGCUGCAAGGUCAAGACGUCCCCCUACCACAAGUGGUUAUCGCAGAGGGAGCACAGUCUCAAGGGGAGCCGGAAGGAGGUUCCUGACCAGAAGGUUCGAAAUGGCCAUUUGAACCCGGCAUUUCAUCUCAAAGUCGUGGGCUCAUCUGGCAAGAGCAACAACAGCAAGAAGCUUCCUUACACCAGCAAAGAGGUCCUGCCGCUCAGGCCUCCUCCCGUUCCCAACGGCAAUCAGUCCAUCAACGUAGUGCGACCUCUGCGACCUGCACCGUCCCCUGGCACCCGGCGGGACCCUGCAGCUCCUCGUCCCCCCAUCCCAUUGGCAAAACCCCCGGCCGCUCCGCCCAGGUCCCCGGAGGUCCCCCAGAAGCUCACUCCGCCCAAGAAACCCCUCCCCCUCGUCCCAUCUCGAAGCCCACUGCUGGUCUCGGAGCUGCGACCCAGGCUCUCGCCUUCGCCACCGCAGAGGCCGCUACCUCUGAACCCCACCCGCACGGCACCCCCGAAGCCCACUGGUGAAUUUUUGGUGAUGAUGCCCCCUGUUGUUGGGCCCAAGCCGGUGGGGAAGGUGUCGGCCGUCUCUCCGUUCAAAGCCCUCAAACCCAUUCCACCUCAUAAGCCCGCCCCCGGGGUGAAGCCCAAUACAGCCUCGUCUCCUUUCCAAAAAUGACCUGCAGAGGAGAGGCCGAUCAAAGGGACUGCAGACAGCUUAUUUGCACUAUGGAGCCCCUACCGAAGGGCUAAGCACCUGGGGGGAGGGGGUGGGCCUACAGAUGCCGUGCGAGUUGUAGUCCCACCCCUCCUGGGUGUCACAUGUUCCUCUCGGAGACAUCUGAGCCCAGCUCUCAAGACGACGCGGUUCUGCAAGGAGGACAUGCAGACUGAGACUUCCGACCAGGCCUUUGGGAUGUAGCUGGGUGAAGGUCUCGUGGAAAUCCAACUUCUCCACUUAUUUACUUCAUUGUUUUUCCUUUUUUUUCCUUUUUCUCAAAGCUUUGUUUUGUUUGUUUUUAUACUGUAUAUGUAAAGUGCCAAAGAGUUGACUAGUUGUUUGGUUUCAUUUCCUCAUAAUGUUUCUGUAGAUCAGUGUUUUUUUAAGGUUUGUAGUUCACUGAAUCUUCAGUUCUUUAUUUAUGUUUUUCCGUGAAGAACCUGUCCCAAUCAUGUCCAUAUAGGAAAGAAAAACAGUUUACAAAGAUUAAAAAUCUGGGAUUUCUUUUUUAAACUGUCUCACUACAGUUUGUUUUCAGUUCCAGGAAGCAGAUUAGAAAAAUGCCACGUUAUAAUCAGGCUACGUCUGUGUAGUGGUUUUUACAUCGGUUUAAUGGAGCUGGUGCAGUGUGACAACACUACGUUCUGGGACAAAUACAUUUCGGAUCUCCUUUUGAAAUAAACAUCGAUUAGGCCUUCCUGCAUUGUUCGAGUAUCUCUACCUCAGUGCAGAUGCGCUCCUCUUUGAGUGUUGGCAACAAUAAGCACUGCAGUGGCUUCCAAGGUGGCGCAAUGGUUACGAGAUAAGGUCUUCUACUGAUAUUUUUUUUUCAUUCUAACAAGCUUGCUUCAAAUCCUUUAUGAUCCCCCCAUAAAUCCAAGUCCAUUCCAUGUUCAGCCUGAGCUCAACCUUACUUUUUUCGAAUUUACCUAGGGAUCCUGUUUUGGGACCAGUUCCAACCCAAGUGCACAAUGUCUGUCUGUACCUCAAACCAAUUUCCAACAAAAUUAUACUAACUACAGCUAGACUGAUGGCAUAAGAACCUCCAUCAAUCCAUCUGUUAUCAAUAACCAGUUGUCCAGUGCAGGGUCACAGUGGUCCAGAGCCUGUCCUGGAAACAGAGGACGUGAGGCAGAGUACACCUUGGGUGAGACACCAAUGUAAUCAGUGGGAAAAUCAUGAUGUUUUCAUAUUGACCAUUGAGAUCAGGGGACAUAAAGGAUGUACUGGUUGUGGUGAUCUGGAAGAACACAAUGGUGUCUCCUCUCAGUUGCUGAGCCUGAAUUAAUUGGAUUCCUUCAAAAUGGCUCCACAGGCCUGGUCAACAGUCACACGUUUAGUUCUCAGUAUUGUCAAGACAUUAUUCUGCACUGCUUUGAACCCUUCUGCUUAGAGCUCAAACACUGCAGCGCUAUCAUCUUAAAGUCAUAAAUGCACGGUUCGGAUUUUCCUCUUCUCUCAUCCGAGACGGCAGAAGGCUUGCUGUUUGGGGCCUUAGAGUAUCACAAGCUCUUACCCCCUCUGCCUGACAUGUCGUACACAAAUCACCUGGCAAAUUGUUUCCCAGAACACUGCGGACAUGGGUACGAGUGUGAUAGAUAUGAGGAAGAAAGACUUUAUGUUCAAAUAACCUUGAGAAGAAAGUUUCAGGCACAUUCAAUGAUUGUUUCUUCCAUAGGGCUCAGUGAUGACAGAGUAAAAUGUAGUAAUGACUUCAGUUGGGCAUCAAAGGGAAUUAAAUGACCCUGAGAACCAUAGCGACGCAUCCUUCGCGCUGUUCCUUCCCGCAUCUACAAGAAAAGGAACCAUUAAAUCGGUACAUUUGUUUUUUUUUUUUUAUUUUUUUGUAAGUGACAAAAACAACAAAGUGCACCUUGUUCUGUUUCGCAGAAGAGUUUACCUGAGCUAAGUCCAUAUAAUUUGUUAGGCAAUCGUUAAGGCGUCCUUGGGGAACACCAGCUGGUCCAGACAGCAGUCUGGGACACAACCUGACAGAAUUAUAGAGCUCCUGUCUGCUGAUGCAUAAACAUCAGGUGACGUCAGUCCAGCAAACUCGCGUUCGGCCCUGUAAUGGAUUUUCGCCUGUUGCGAAUGAGGAAUCUGCACCCAGCGCACUUAUCUUGGGGGGGUAAUAUGUUUAGAGCAUCAAGGCCUCGAAUGGUAGCACUAUCGCCCAAGAGGAAUGGGCUUAUGGGGGAGAUUUAUCAAUCGAGACACUUUCUAGCCCAUUACCAGAGCGCCAAAAACAGCCAGAGGCAGAAUUUCAUGCUGACUGGGCAACGCAGCUGAAAUGAGACGCACUUGGUUUCGAGAGAUACCGCGUACGCGUUAAUUUGCAGCUCACCGUGUUCCUGGGCGGCGGAAUAAUGACGUUUUCACAACGUGCCGUCGCAGUCUCGAGAUAGAGACGCAGACAGAGCGACUCAACAUCCUUCCCAGCUAUUUGAAUCCGUUUCAUUCUUAGUUGUUACUUCUUUUUUUUACGUUUUAUUCCAUCAUGUGUGACCGAAACCUUGGUGCUGGACCUGGAGCGCAUCGGAAGACACGGCACACGUUUUUGGGGUACACUUGAGGGGAAUCGUCGACAUGGAACCCGACCACGGACUUGAUCUGUCGCCUUGGAUACGGGUGUGACUCGGCUCUGCGUUACAGCCAACAGGACUGUAUGAAACACGUUAACAGAGCAAUAACAGGUCACCCUCCUGUUCACCAUCAAGUGCUCGCACACACCUUCCUUUAUACUUGACUGAUAGGGGGUGGUGACUGUGGAAUCACGUGUCGGGCUCUGCUUUGGGAAGAAGCAUUUAAUAGUCCUUUUGUGAUGUUUGUAUUCAUUUUUGGAAAAUGUAUGGAAGCACUGCCAACUUGACUGUUGUAUAAAGAACACUGCUUUAAACUCCCCUUGUGCAUCUCCAUUCUUUGAGUGUCUGUAGUGUGCCGUUCCGAUUACGCGAGAUUCAUCGGGUCAUCUAAACACACGAUGCCACUGAGGUCAAGGCGACAGUUGGUAGGACACUUUG